This is a messenger RNA of Protopolystoma xenopodis, 396 nucleotides long. NCBI's taxonomy places the organism in Eukaryota, Metazoa, Platyhelminthes, Monogenea, Polystomatidea, Polystomatidae. The record is from the annotation of a GenBank genome assembly.
UCCGGUGCCUGCCUGACUCCCUUCCAAGCCAACAUGCAUCGAUCCACAGUCGGUAUUUGCAAUAGUGAUUCAAACUUGCUAACGUCAACUGGCGUUGGUGUUACUGGCAGCUCUUUACCUAAGCAGUCAAAUGGACGUAAGUCAACAGAUAUAUUAAUUAGUGGCGAGAGACAGGUUAAUGCCGACGAAGCUGAUGGCCUGAGCGAAUUAACUAUUAAGGAGGCGGCAGUGGUAUCAUCUGUUGGUGGCAAACUGGCCAGCCAGGCUCCUGCUGUGGGUCGAAAUGGAGGACCAGGAGGUGCAGGGACCACUACUGGGACCGGGUUCUGCGGUUCUGGCUUUGGAAAGCAGAUAAGUAGCAGCACGCCGGGAGGUGGAAAGCAUAGGAAACGCUAA